Molecule: messenger RNA, 2370 nt
Organism: Perca flavescens (yellow perch)
Lineage: Eukaryota; Metazoa; Chordata; Actinopteri; Perciformes; Percidae
Gene: slc3a2a
Product: solute carrier family 3 member 2a
Exons: 11
Coding region: 168-1694 (508 amino acids)
Biological process (GO): phenylalanine transport; L-leucine import across plasma membrane; carbohydrate metabolic process
Cellular component (GO): apical plasma membrane; basolateral plasma membrane
Molecular function (GO): aromatic amino acid transmembrane transporter activity; L-alanine transmembrane transporter activity; L-leucine transmembrane transporter activity
Source: RefSeq, a predicted model, not a curated record
UCCCUUUGGUAGGCGGAGAAACCAGGGCAACUACAAAUACAGAGCGAAGCCUCCCUGUAACAAGAUUAGAAGAGGCCACAGGAUUAACCACUGGAAAGGGGGAGAAAACAAACCCGGACGGUAUACGUUGCUUUUUAACAGAUCUAAAGUAAAUCAGAUUCUUCACCAUGAAUAAGGACACGGAGAUCGACAUGAAGGAAGUGGAGCUCAAUGUGCUGGACCCUGAGAAGGAGCCCAUGACGGGCGAUGGCCAGACUGCAGGCGGAGAGAAAAAUGGCAGCGUCAAGCUAAAGGUUCCGGAGGACGAGGUGACAUUCACCGGUCUGUCCAAAGAGGAGCUGAUGAGGGUUGCUGGCACUCCAGGAUGGGUGCGAACCCGUUGGGUGCUUCUUGUCCUGUUUUGGUUGGGCUGGGUAGGCAUGCUGGCCGGAGCCAUAGUGAUCAUAGUCCAGGCCCCUCGCUGUAAACCCAUCCCUGAGAUGAACUGGUGGAACGAAGGAUCUCUGUACCAAAUCUCUGACCUGGAUUCUUUCUCUGAGGGACUGGAAGGUGUUGAGGCAAAAUUGGACGAAAUCAACAAGUUAAAGGUGAAAGGCCUGGUUCUCGGCCCGCUCCACAACGUCCAGGCCGACCAACCGGACACCCUGAAUCUUAAAGAUUUCAACCCGACCCUGGGAACUGAGAAAGCCUUGGUGGCUGUGAUGGAAAAAGCCCACAAGAAGGGCAUUUCUGUGGUGCUUGACCUGACUCCAAACUACCUGGGAGCCGCUCCCUGGUUCAGCACUGGGGAUGUGAAUGAUGUGUUAGAGAAAGUCAAGGAUGCAGCAGAGUACUGGCUGAACUUGGAUGUCGAUGGCAUCAAGCUACCUGCCCUCCCUGUAGCCACCAGCUCUGUUGAGUGGUCAAUGCUGCAGGCUGCCGUCCAUGGCAACCACACCAAAAAAAAGUUGCUGAUGGGUGUGGUUGAAGGGAUUUCGGCUGCAGCGGUGUCUCAGCUCGCCAAUACCACAGGUGUAGAUCUGGUCCUGUCUGACCUGCUCAGCAACAGCAGGGGAGGUGUGGCGCGCAUCCAGGCCAUGGACACCCUUCACUCUCAGCAGAGAAAUGUGGCCUGGGGUUUCGGUGCGGCCCAAAAGGACCAGCUGUCGAAGCUAGCAACGACUCCGGGCCUGAUCCGCCUCUACCAGCUCCUGCUGUUAACCAUGCCUGGAACCCCAGUCUUUACCUACGGAGAUGAGAUCGGCCUUCAGGCAGUCGGUUCAGCAUCUCCUAAGAUGGUUUGGGACAUAGAGAAGGAGCCUGCUGAAGGUUCUGCUAAUGAGACGGCCGAGGCUGAGCGGAAGGAGCGCGUUGCUGUAAAGAAGUGGUUCAAAUCCCUCAGCGAUCUGCGAGUCAAAGAGCGCUCUCUCCUCUACGGCGACUACUACCCUCUCUUCUCCUCCGCCUCCUCGCUCUCUUUCCUCCGUCUGUGGGACCAGAGCGAUAGAUACAUAACGGCCGUCAACUGGGGAGCAGCAGCUGAGACGCUCUCACUCAAACUGGCACCUACAGAAGGAGUGGAGUUGCCAGAGAAAGCCACGGUAAGGCUGUCGACUGACCCAGAGCAGCUGGAGGUUGACUCCACCGUCAGCCUGGACCAAGUCACCCUAGAACCCGGACAAGGCGUCCUGCUGCAGUUCCCCUACACAGGCUAAAGGGGGAGCCAAACUAUAGGAACCUACACAUUAGAAGUGUUUUUAAAAAGAAAUUAAAGUCAGUCCAAUCCUUUAGGAAUAAGAUGGCACAUUCAAAAGAUACAGGAUCUUCCUUUUUUUUAAUAAAUAGGACAUUCUAUCAGAUUAUUUAGUUGGAACAUAAAUUAAUUCGGUCAAAGGAAAUCUGCCAUACAAAUAGAGAAUGUUGGCUAGUACAAACUUUGUUCAAUUCAGAUUUAUUAUUAUUUUUUUUUAAUAACGUUUAUAAAAUGUUUUUAGUUAGACUUUUUGUCAUUGUUGUGUGCUAGGAAAAGAUGCAGCCACCUCAGACAUGCACUCACCAAUUGAGCAUUUUGUUCUUUUGUGAAUUUUUAUUGUUGACCAUUGUCCAAAUAUGUGAAAGACAUUCCAUUUUUGUUCUUUGGGCAUUUCUUUAGCAGUCCUUUUUUUUGUUUUUUUAGAAAUUGUUUUAGUGACAGUUUUACUUUCUUUCAUGAGCCUGUUUGUGCUCACUGAAAGGCAUUCCUCACAGAAAAAAAACAAGUUAAGUUUGAACAUGUAUGGUGACUCGAUUGGAAGUCUUUUUCAGAGUGCUAGUAAACAAAAUGGUUGGGAAUGCCAUGAAGUCUGUCAAAUGAACAGAAUUGGAAAUGAAUAAACAACGUUCUGUACCGAC